AUGUUUACACUUCACAAACACAUUGAUCGUUGUUGUUUGAAUAUGACGGCCAGACUUGAUCGCUUAUUCUCUUCUGUUCAACUCGGUGUGGACAUCGAUGUCGUAACCUGGCCAGUAACCAACGAUGGAGUUCUUGCCAUAGACCUCACCGGCGUAGAAGAAACCGGCCAUGCCGACGGCGGUGCCAGCGACUCUCUUGGCAUCACCGACGGUGAUGGCAGAUGGGUUCUUGAGCUUCUCGACAAACAGGUUGGUGUCGGCCUUGAUCACGGCUGA
Molecule: messenger RNA, 276 nt
Organism: Acytostelium subglobosum LB1
Lineage: Eukaryota; Evosea; Eumycetozoa; Acytosteliales; Acytosteliaceae
Exons: 1
Coding region: 1-276 (91 amino acids)
Source: RefSeq, a predicted model, not a curated record